Messenger RNA from Mercenaria mercenaria, 752 nucleotides. RefSeq lists its product as uncharacterized. Lineage: Eukaryota; Metazoa; Mollusca; Bivalvia; Venerida; Veneridae. The transcript is spliced from 4 exons. The annotation marks the transcript as partial. The record is from RefSeq and is a predicted model, not a curated record.
UAUUCAUAUCAUCUUCGGUCAAUGGCAAUUGGCAAGGUAUUUACAACAAUACUGAUUAUGAAAAUGGAAUUUUCGAAAUACCUGUAAGCCCUUAUGUGGUUGGGAGAUAUGUGCACAUUGUAAUGCCGGGAACUUACAGGAAUCAAGGAAUAAAAAUAGGGCCGUUACUACUGUGUGAAGUUGAAAUAUUUAGCCGAGAUUUGAUUCAAGAGAUAAAACAAUCGGUUCAGACAUCAAUGUCUUCAAAAAGUACUUGGAAUGCUCCUCAGACCAGUUGGGAUAAGGAUAGAGCUCUCGAUAAUAUCGAUGCAUAUAACCCAGAUACAUGUAGUUGUUGCAGCGGAACUACAGGAAACGAUACACCAUGGUGGAGAAUUAAUCUUGGGAAAAAAUACUUGAUAUCAGAUAUCUGGAUAUAUGGAAGGUCAGAUGCUAGUCAUCAAUCUACAAAUCUGUACAUUUACGGAACUAACAGAACGAAUGUGAACCAAAACCAAUAUCUGUUUCACGGUGACCCUGAAGAGGGAAGUUACAUUUAUUCCAUCAAAUUACCAAAACCGAGACUAUUCCAAUAUCUAACAAUAAGAAGAUGGGUGGCUGGGCUGAUGACACUGUGUGAAGUUGUGCAACUGGAUAUUACGGUGACAAGUGCUUACGACAGUGUCAUUGUACCAACGCUUCGGCUUGUGAUGUCAACACUGGACAUUGUGAGAGUUGUGCGACCGGUUGGACUGGUUAUGCUUGCAACUCAG